This is a messenger RNA of Homo sapiens (human), 3212 nucleotides long. RefSeq names its product CD4 molecule (gene CD4). NCBI's taxonomy places the organism in Eukaryota, Metazoa, Chordata, Mammalia, Primates, Hominidae. Gene Ontology annotation, cellular component: plasma membrane; membrane raft; endoplasmic reticulum lumen. Bases 1185 to 1742 code for a protein of 185 amino acids. The transcript is spliced from 10 exons. The record is from RefSeq and is marked reviewed. Gene Ontology annotation, molecular function: signaling receptor binding; protein tyrosine kinase binding; coreceptor activity. Gene Ontology annotation, biological process: regulation of T cell activation; immune response; cellular response to ionomycin.
CUCUCUUCAUUUAAGCACGACUCUGCAGAAGGAACAAAGCACCCUCCCCACUGGGCUCCUGGUUGCAGAGCUCCAAGUCCUCACACAGAUACGCCUGUUUGAGAAGCAGCGGGCAAGAAAGACGCAAGCCCAGAGGCCCUGCCAUUUCUGUGGGCUCAGGUCCCUACUGGCUCAGGCCCCUGCCUCCCUCGGCAAGGCCACAAUGAACCGGGGAGUCCCUUUUAGGCACUUGCUUCUGGUGCUGCAACUGGCGCUCCUCCCAGCAGCCACUCAGGGAAAGAAAGUGGUGCUGGGCAAAAAAGGGGAUACAGUGGAACUGACCUGUACAGCUUCCCAGAAGAAGAGCAUACAAUUCCACUGGAAAAACUCCAACCAGAUAAAGAUUCUGGGAAAUCAGGGCUCCUUCUUAACUAAAGGUCCAUCCAAGCUGAAUGAUCGCGCUGACUCAAGAAGAAGCCUUUGGGACCAAGGAAACUUUCCCCUGAUCAUCAAGAAUCUUAAGAUAGAAGACUCAGAUACUUACAUCUGUGAAGUGGAGGACCAGAAGGAGGAGGUGCAAUUGCUAGUGUUCGGAUGUGAGUGGGGCAGGUGGGGAUGAGGAUACCUCCUGCCUGGUUCCCUUCCCCACUACUCCCACCCCUGCACCAAAUCCAGCCUGAGCUGGUGAUACCGCAGCAGCCCCAAGAGGACCAGGCUGUCAAACUGGCCUCCAAAUGUCUUAAAACCCUUCUUGAUCAGUGACUGCCAACUCUGACACCCACCUGCUUCAGGGGCAGAGCCUGACCCUGACCUUGGAGAGCCCCCCUGGUAGUAGCCCCUCAGUGCAAUGUAGGAGUCCAAGGGGUAAAAACAUACAGGGGGGGAAGACCCUCUCCGUGUCUCAGCUGGAGCUCCAGGAUAGUGGCACCUGGACAUGCACUGUCUUGCAGAACCAGAAGAAGGUGGAGUUCAAAAUAGACAUCGUGGUGCUAGCUUUCCAGAAGGCCUCCAGCAUAGUCUAUAAGAAAGAGGGGGAACAGGUGGAGUUCUCCUUCCCACUCGCCUUUACAGUUGAAAAGCUGACGGGCAGUGGCGAGCUGUGGUGGCAGGCGGAGAGGGCUUCCUCCUCCAAGUCUUGGAUCACCUUUGACCUGAAGAACAAGGAAGUGUCUGUAAAACGGGUUACCCAGGACCCUAAGCUCCAGAUGGGCAAGAAGCUCCCGCUCCACCUCACCCUGCCCCAGGCCUUGCCUCAGUAUGCUGGCUCUGGAAACCUCACCCUGGCCCUUGAAGCGAAAACAGGAAAGUUGCAUCAGGAAGUGAACCUGGUGGUGAUGAGAGCCACUCAGCUCCAGAAAAAUUUGACCUGUGAGGUGUGGGGACCCACCUCCCCUAAGCUGAUGCUGAGUUUGAAACUGGAGAACAAGGAGGCAAAGGUCUCGAAGCGGGAGAAGGCGGUGUGGGUGCUGAACCCUGAGGCGGGGAUGUGGCAGUGUCUGCUGAGUGACUCGGGACAGGUCCUGCUGGAAUCCAACAUCAAGGUUCUGCCCACAUGGUCCACCCCGGUGCAGCCAAUGGCCCUGAUUGUGCUGGGGGGCGUCGCCGGCCUCCUGCUUUUCAUUGGGCUAGGCAUCUUCUUCUGUGUCAGGUGCCGGCACCGAAGGCGCCAAGCAGAGCGGAUGUCUCAGAUCAAGAGACUCCUCAGUGAGAAGAAGACCUGCCAGUGUCCUCACCGGUUUCAGAAGACAUGUAGCCCCAUUUGAGGCACGAGGCCAGGCAGAUCCCACUUGCAGCCUCCCCAGGUGUCUGCCCCGCGUUUCCUGCCUGCGGACCAGAUGAAUGUAGCAGAUCCCCAGCCUCUGGCCUCCUGUUCGCCUCCUCUACAAUUUGCCAUUGUUUCUCCUGGGUUAGGCCCCGGCUUCACUGGUUGAGUGUUGCUCUCUAGUUUCCAGAGGCUUAAUCACACCGUCCUCCACGCCAUUUCCUUUUCCUUCAAGCCUAGCCCUUCUCUCAUUAUUUCUCUCUGACCCUCUCCCCACUGCUCAUUUGGAUCCCAGGGGAGUGUUCAGGGCCAGCCCUGGCUGGCAUGGAGGGUGAGGCUGGGUGUCUGGAAGCAUGGAGCAUGGGACUGUUCUUUUACAAGACAGGACCCUGGGACCACAGAGGGCAGGAACUUGCACAAAAUCACACAGCCAAGCCAGUCAAGGAUGGAUGCAGAUCCAGAGGUUUCUGGCAGCCAGUACCUCCUGCCCCAUGCUGCCCGCUUCUCACCCUAUGUGGGUGGGACCACAGACUCACAUCCUGACCUUGCACAAACAGCCCCUCUGGACACAGCCCCAUGUACACGGCCUCAAGGGAUGUCUCACAUCCUCUGUCUAUUUGAGACUUAGAAAAAUCCUACAAGGCUGGCAGUGACAGAACUAAGAUGAUCAUCUCCAGUUUAUAGACCAGAACCAGAGCUCAGAGAGGCUAGAUGAUUGAUUACCAAGUGCCGGACUAGCAAGUGCUGGAGUCGGGACUAACCCAGGUCCCUUGUCCCAAGUUCCACUGCUGCCUCUUGAAUGCAGGGACAAAUGCCACACGGCUCUCACCAGUGGCUAGUGGUGGGUACUCAAUGUGUACUUUUGGGUUCACAGAAGCACAGCACCCAUGGGAAGGGUCCAUCUCAGAGAAUUUACGAGCAGGGAUGAAGGCCUCCCUGUCUAAAAUCCCUCCUUCAUCCCCCGCUGGUGGCAGAAUCUGUUACCAGAGGACAAAGCCUUUGGCUCUUCUAAUCAGAGCGCAAGCUGGGAGCACAGGCACUGCAGGAGAGAAUGCCCAGUGACCAGUCACUGACCCUGUGCAGAACCUCCUGGAAGCGAGCUUUGCUGGGAGAGGGGGUAGCUAGCCUGAGAGGGAACCCUCUAAGGGACCUCAAAGGUGAUUGUGCCAGGCUCUGCGCCUGCCCCACACCCUCCCUUACCCUCCUCCAGACCAUUCAGGACACAGGGAAAUCAGGGUUACAAAUCUUCUUGAUCCACUUCUCUCAGGAUCCCCUCUCUUCCUACCCUUCCUCACCACUUCCCUCAGUCCCAACUCCUUUUCCCUAUUUCCUUCUCCUCCUGUCUUUAAAGCCUGCCUCUUCCAGGAAGACCCCCCUAUUGCUGCUGGGGCUCCCCAUUUGCUUACUUUGCAUUUGUGCCCACUCUCCACCCCUGCUCCCCUGAGCUGAAAUAAAAAUACAAUAAACUUAC